AUGGUCACAGAUGUGAAGCUCACCAUCUGUGCCAACAUGCUGGGCAUGUCGCGCCUCCUGCUGGUCAUUCUGCGUCACUAUGUGGCCGUCACCAAUCCCAAGAAGCAGGAACAAAGUUGA
Messenger RNA from Molossus molossus (Pallas's mastiff bat), 120 nucleotides. RefSeq names its product dolichyl-diphosphooligosaccharide--protein glycosyltransferase subunit 4-like. The coding region runs from base 1 to 120 and encodes 39 amino acids. Gene Ontology annotation, cellular component: oligosaccharyltransferase complex. The record is from RefSeq and is a predicted model, not a curated record. The transcript is spliced from 2 exons. Lineage: Eukaryota; Metazoa; Chordata; Mammalia; Chiroptera; Molossidae.